AUGCGGGUUGUUAUCAUCCCCAUCAUAGCACUUUUUGGUGUCGAGCAGCUGACAUUCGCCACGCAAAAUUUACCAGUACAGUCAUCGCUGAACGAUGCUCCGUCAGUGAAACUUCACGUCACCUUUAAGCGCAAGAGUAUGAAACUCCACGGGCAAUCCGAGUUCGAUAUUUACGCCACGCCCGUUGUGGCGGGCAACGGCGCCAGUGUGCUUUACAACAGCUACGCAACGUUCAAUGACGACGACUUCGAGUUCACGUACACUCUUGUGGACGGAUCUGCCUAUCUGACUACGACGGACGCCUCGGACGUUGAAACAGUUCAAUGUCUCCCGUCCAACACGCUGCCAGCAAAAGACAUGUACGCCAGUGUUCUCAGCCCACCCAACAGCCACCUCCUAAGAGAUGCAGUUGUUACUGGUGUAGUGCAGUGCACCAGGCGAUCGAACAGGAUAUCAUAUCACCCAGCCGGAUUCAAGCCUGAGGAGAGAAAAGCGUCCAGAGACUUUGAAAACAACGAAGAGGGAUCUGGGUCUCAAGUUCCAAUUCCUGUUAGUAAAAUCUCUCUGAACAACAAAAGAAAGAUUGACACCACAGGGAUCACCCGCUUCAAGCGUUUGAAAACUGCUUCUCACGAAGAGAAACAGAAAGCGAUUGCAGAAUUGCUGGAGAUUAGUGAGCGCGUCAAGCGUGAGCGACGCCAAAUCGUACAGCUACGAUACAGAACUAAACAGAAACGGUAUGCCGCCAGUGUCGAGAAAGCCAUUCAAGAACUACGACAAGAGAUUCAGAUAUUAGGGCAACACCGUCAGUGUUUAUCCACAGUCACAUCGGCAAAGAAUGCUGUCUUGAAGUCAGUGGCACAGUAUUUUCGCUUGAUCUGUCAUGAGUUUCAGUCCAGUGACCAAGUGGCCUCCUUGCGAGAAGCGAUGGCACCGGACGUCGUGUACAACUCCGAGUUUGGUUUUGAGGCCAUAGCGCAGAGUUGGUACGUUAUGCAAUUGUUUGACGACGUGGUUGUGAAGCUUACCAAUGUGAGCAAGAGUGGCGGAAACUCGAUAACGGUGACCACGACAACAAGUGUGACACUCACAGAGCAAACGCUGUUGCAUGUGUUCCCGCAAUUAUUCAACUCCAAGAGCGAAGAAGAUGGUGCAUCGUUGGCAAGCAAACUUCAGGAUCAACGGAUGGUUAUGCGCGGUUCAACAUGCUUCGUGUGGGAUGCUGCAACGAAACGCAUUGUCAGUGUGGUAGCACGAAGCGACAUGCUAACCCCGGUGCUGCGACUGCUAGGAAGCUUGGAGGCAGUAUCUCGAACAUUUGAAAAGGCGCUUGUUUCCCCGUGCUUCCAGCUGAGACCACGAAGAUAG
Molecule: messenger RNA, 1368 nt
Organism: Phytophthora nicotianae INRA-310
Lineage: Eukaryota; Oomycota; Peronosporomycetes; Peronosporales; Peronosporaceae
Exons: 2
Coding region: 1-1368 (455 amino acids)
Source: RefSeq, a predicted model, not a curated record